AUGCUUCCUUGCUUUUCUGAUCUCCCCCCUUCCCCGCUUCCCUGCUCUCCUGCUUCCUUACUUUCCUGCUUCUUUGCUUGCCUGCUUCCUUACUUUCCUGCUUUUCCAUUUCCUUGCUUCCCUGCUUCCCUGUUUCCUUGCUUCCCCACUGCCCUGCUUUCUUGCUUUCCCGCUUCCCUACUUCCCCGCCUCCUUCCUUCCCUGCUUUCCCACUUCCUUGCUUCUCUGCUUUCCUGCUUUCCCGGUUCCCUGCUUUCCUGCGUCCUUGCUUUCCUGCUUCCUUGCUUCCCUGCUCCACAGCUUCCCCAAAUUACCCACUUCCCUGCUAUCCUGCUUCCCUGCUUCCCUACUUCCCCAAUUCCCCACUUCCCUACUUGCCCACUUCCUUGCUUCCCCAAUUCUCCACUUCCCUGCUUCCUCGCUUCCCCUCUUCCCUGCUUCCCCAAUUCCCCACUUCUGUGCUUUCCCUCUUCCCUGCUUCCCUGCUUCCCUGAUCUCCCCACUUCCUUGCUUCCUUGCUUCCUUGGUUACUUCCCUGCUUCUUGCUUUCCCAUUUCCCCACUCCCUGCUUCCCUGCUUCUCCUUCUUUCCACUUCCCUGCUUUCCCACUUCCCCACUUCCCCACUUUCCGGCUUCCCCGCUUCCCCACUUCCCCACUUCCCCACUUUCCCACUUCCCCACUUCCCCACUUCCCCACUUCCCCCGCUUCCUUGA
Messenger RNA from Orbicella faveolata, 714 nucleotides. Its product is annotated as cornifin-B-like. The record is from RefSeq and is a predicted model, not a curated record. NCBI's taxonomy places the organism in Eukaryota, Metazoa, Cnidaria, Anthozoa, Scleractinia, Merulinidae.